CUCAUGCUGGUUCCAGGAGGUGCCAGCAGGAGCUGUGGUUAAUCAUCUACCUGGUGCCAUGGAAAGCAAGCAGCCAUGGGUGGCGCCCCAGCCCUGGGGCCUCCUGGGCAGGUCCUUUCAGUGGACACAGCCAGGACACUUCAACCCACACGCCCUGAGCAGCCCUCCAAAACAGCAUCGCAAGAGGGCAGAACACAGCAGAAGGGGUUCAAAUGGACAGAAUGCUAUCGAAAUACUCCUGGAAGAUGGAGUUCUGGCAGAACCCCUGGGACCUGGGGGGCCUGGCAGUGAUCAUCCUGUUCUUCACCACGGUCCUGUCUCUCAUCUUGUUUGCUAUUAUCUUUGGUUUCCUCCCCAUGACCAAAACGACCAACCAGAAUGAAGAGUCGUGACCUGACUUUCUGCAGGCCAAGGGGGCCACUCUCAAAACACUAUGUACUCUUUCUUCAAAGCCCUUUAACAGUCUGGAAUUAAACAUUUUUCAUAUGAU
Capra hircus (goat) is the source of this 490-nucleotide messenger RNA. RefSeq names its product small integral membrane protein 6 (gene ERLN). Bases 213 to 392 code for a protein of 59 amino acids. The record is from RefSeq and is a predicted model, not a curated record. NCBI's taxonomy places the organism in Eukaryota, Metazoa, Chordata, Mammalia, Artiodactyla, Bovidae. The transcript has 3 exons.